AUGGCCGCUGCCCACACGCACUCGGCCCCCGCACCCUCCGAGCGUCGCCCCGAGGGCCGCGCCGGUUCCCGCCGCAUAUUCCCACCACAAUUCAAACUCCAAGUUCUAGAUGCGUAUCGAAGAGACGCCCAAUGUCGUGGAAAUCAGCGUGCGACGGCGAGGAAAUUCGGAAUUCACCGUCGGCAAAUUCAGAAAUGGCUGCAGGCCGAACCGGCUCUUCGAGCGGCGCUUUUGAGAAGGGCUCCACAGCCCGCUCCGUCGCCGCCGCCGUACUCCGUCGGUUCGCCGGAGAGCGCUCGCUUGCCUUCGCCUCCUCCUGCGGCCUUACCCACCGCAGUGCAAGCGCCUACGACGAUAGCGGCGCCCGUUCCGAUCGCGCCUUACACACCGGAACCCAUAGAUUUGUCCUUGAAGAGGCUCUCACCGCCGCCUGCACCAAUUCCGUCCUACGCCCUGCGAGCUCCGAUGGCUCCGGAACCCCCGAGGAAGCCGUUUAAGCUGUUCAGACCUUACCUCCUGGAGGACGACGAAGAGAAACGGCCUGCGUUAGCGUCUCUUCCAGUGACGAGUGGCGUCCACGUGUCUGCCUUCGUGCCGGUGCAGAGCGCAGCGGGCUGCUCGCUGGCCGCGUGCGCAGCGCCGCGUUGGUGUUCUCCUGGACCCGCUUACCCGGCUCCACUCAGAUGA
Molecule: messenger RNA, 687 nt
Organism: Leptosia nina
Lineage: Eukaryota; Metazoa; Arthropoda; Insecta; Lepidoptera; Pieridae
Source: the annotation of a GenBank genome assembly